Rhea pennata is the source of this 4176-nucleotide messenger RNA. Its product is annotated as maestro heat-like repeat-containing protein family member 2B. Gene Ontology annotation, cellular component: cytoplasm. NCBI's taxonomy places the organism in Eukaryota, Metazoa, Chordata, Aves, Rheiformes, Rheidae. The transcript is spliced from 34 exons. Bases 1 to 4176 code for a protein of 1391 amino acids. The record is from RefSeq and is a predicted model, not a curated record.
AUGGGGGUGCUGCGAGCACUCCGAGGUUUCUUCACUGGCGUGGGUGCCCGGUCUGGCCCUGCGCGUGGUGAGAAUGGUGGCAGUGUGGUCGGGGCCGUCCCUGCGGCCAUCACGACCUUCGCCGCCGUGGUGAUUUCUCUUCUGGACCAGUUGGAAGAUGCUCAGGGCGGCAGAGCAGAGGCCUACCGCCAGCUGGAGAGCGUCUUGUGGGGCGACGAGAGCGACCUGCAGAGCUCUGUCGCAGGCAGAGCCAUAGCACUGGCAGCCCAGGACCUGCGCGUGGCCCAGGACACGACGGCCGCCGUGAGGAUGGCGGCGAGUGACGUCCUGGUGGCGCUGGCCCGCUGGCACCUGCAUGAUGUGGUGUCGGUGCUGCAGGGCCACCUCCAGGCCCUGGAGGAGAUGUCGGUGGAGCUGGUCCUCCACACUCUGCACAACCUGGCCAUCCGCUACGCCCUGCAGUGCGUGCCCUUCGCGGGAAAGACGCUGGCAGCCCUGCGCGGCGUGCUGAGCACAGCGGGGAGCAGCCGGAUGCUGUGCGCCGUCUGUGGCGUUGUGGAGCAGUGGUGCAGCGGGAUCAGCGCAUACCUCCGCCAACGGGAGAAAUGCGACUUCCCUCACCUGGGGGCCGCCCAGCUCUGCGCCCCUGUUUACUCGCUUGGCAAGCAGGCCAUGCUGAGGGCGAUGGCUGUUAUGAUGGGUGUCCUGCUGCACGCGGAGGAGCACCACCAACAUGCCUGGGAGCAGCUUCUCUGGCUGCUGCACCAAUACCGAGAAGUCCAGGACCCCUCAGGGGUGACCAGGAGUCUCAACUAUUUCCUGUGGGCCGUGAUGGAUGUUCAGGCCCAGGUGCCCCGAGCCAAGAUUCUGGCUGUCAUCGCGGCUGUGCACGAGCAGCUCUGCGAUGAGAUGGAGCCGCCCAGCCCAGGGCACCGAGCAGAGUUGUGCCACUGCAUGGUGCUGCAGGCCCGAAUUUGCCCGGAGGAGACCAUCGUGUUCCUGUACUAUAAGCUCAGGACCGGGAACAAGGUCGAUCGCGUGGCAGCCGUGGAAAUGCUGCAAGCUCUUGUCCGCUGUGACGCCCCCGAUGUGAGAGAGAAGCUGCCCCUGUUCACCAAGCUGGUGCAGUCUGUGUGCCACGACCCUGCAGCCCAGGUGAGGAAGGCAGUGCUGCGUUUCCUCGGGGAGCUGCUGCACUCCAGCGCCCCGGGCUGCUCGGCGUGGGACGUGGUGGGGCACCUCUUCGGCGAGUUCAGCCGGGCCUCGGGCAGACUGGCAACAGGAAAACUUUCGGUGGUGGAAGUGUGGGAAGAGAGGACUGUUCAGCGCCUCUGCGCCCACGUCCUGGGCUCACUGGACGUAUCUGCCGGAGCGGUGGCCAAGCUCCUGUGGCCGAGGCUGCUGCAGUAUGUGGUGCCAGCUGAGUAUACGGGCAUGCUGGUCCCGCUGUGCCGCUGCCUGCGUGCCCUGGCCGAGAGAGCAGAGAGAACAGAGGGCGAGGAAGAGAAGGCGGCGCCCGAGGCCCUGAAGCCUGCAGAGCCAGCCCCUCUGCCGGCUCCCCAAGCCCUGCUGGCUCGUCUGCUGGUGAGUACCGGGGCCCCCGGGGAAGGAGCUUCUGUGGCCGGGGUGAGGGGAGAGCCCGGAGAGAUGGUGCUGCAGCUGGUGCUGGGCACCCCGGGAGGAGGAGGCAGGAGCAUGGUGGUGGCAGCUGUGGCUCCACACACAGGCGGUGGCCAUGGAGCCGCAGCCCUGCAGCUGCUGCAGGUGCUCUGUGGCACGAUCCACAGAGCCGUGGGGGCGAACUGGGCCACAGAGAUCCCCCUGCUGCUGCAGCACCUGGCAGGAACAACCGCCGGCUUCCUGGACAGGGCCGAGUGGGACAGCCUCCUGCUGAAGUUCCUGCGAGCGUCGCUGGAGGUCAUCGCCAGCGAGGCCUGGACCGUGGAGCUGAGCCGGGAGCUGAGCCGGCAGCUGGGUGGCUCUCCCCGCCUGUCCUGGGAGAAGGUCUGUGCCCUGGCGGCGGCGCGCCCCGAGGGCUGCAGCGGCAGAGCCUGGGAGGCUCAGGCCGGGGCGAGGGCUGGCGGCGGUGAUCUGCCACAGCUCACCGUGGCCGGGGCCCGGCCUCUCCUCUUGCAGCGGUUCCUCUACAAGGCUCUCGGCACGGCCCUGGCAGCUUGUGGGUGUCUGCGCCACGUGCGAGAGCAGACCCUGCAACAUCUGGAAGCAACCAACUUCCUGGAGCUGUGGGAGGCACAGGGAAUCGUUUCGGUUGUGUCCCGCUGCGCCGAGAGCCACUUCCAGCUGGCAUUGUCCUCAGUGCAGCAAUUCACGGGGACCUUGAAACACCGGAAGCAGAGCCACGCACUGAGGAACCGCGCUGCUCGUGCGACGCUCAUGGUGAUCUACGGCCGGAUGGCGCUGCGCGCCCCCAGGGAGCAGCUGCUCACCCACGUGGAGAGAGACAUCGUGGGGAACGUCCUGCAGCUCUACCGAGAGGGCUGCCAGGACGCGCAGCUGAAGCUCUCCCUGGUGCAGAGCGUAACUGAGAUCAGCCUUGCCAUCCAGGCUGCAGACGCCGGCCCCAGGUUCGAGCUGUGCUGCAAGCGGGAGCUUCUGCAGAUGCUGCUGGAGGUGAUGCAGGAGGAGCCCCAGGAGUCCCCAGUGCAGCCCCGGGCCCUCAUGGCUGUGGAGCAGUUGAGCAAGCUGAAGCCCCGUCUGAGCAGGGAGGAAAAAUGCAGCCUCCUGGCUCAGUGCUGCCGGGGCGUCGUGUGCCUCCGUCACCCAGAGCAGAUGGAGGCGAGAGGGGAGGCGGCAGCGGCUGCUCCAGUGGCACCGGGUGUGCAGGCGCCAUCCCUGCGGGCGCUGGGCCAGCUCAUGAGAACCCUUCUGCGGGAAGAGCCGGCCCCCAUCUGCUUCGAGGACGUGGUACAGGUCCUGCGGCACUGGCUCGCCUCAGCCGAGGAGUGCGAGCGGGAGAGGGCCCUGCAGGUGUGCGUUCAGCUGCUGGGUGCUCAUGAGGAGCAACGCGAGCAUGGGCGAGGCCGCGCCUGCGAGCAGUUCGGCUCCCUGGCGGGACUACUGGGGCCUCUGACCUGUGAUGCCUCAGCUGCGUCCCGCUGGCGGGCAGCCACCUGCCUCGGCCACCUGCUCCAAAUCGGAGCUGAGACCACGGACGUGGCGCCAUGCACUAACGAGAUCGGGUACCUGCGGGAGAGGCUCAACGCCGUCGCCCCCGACUCUCUGCUGGCCACCUCCACCAACAUCGCAAAGCUGGUUUGCAAGCAUGUCCCCCAGGGCCAGGCUGCAGACUUCAUGGACACUGUCAUGGAGAGCCUGCAGUGCACCAGGCCCGUGCGCGCGUGGGCUGCUGGGCGGUGGGCACUCACCUUCCUGGGGGACUGCGGAGAGCAAAUAUUCCAGGAGGAGGUACCUGAACUCGUCACCAUCCUCUGCACCUGCCUGCAGAGCACCCAGCAGAGCACCCGCAGGUGCUUUGUGCUGCGAGCGAUGUUCAUCCUGGCCCGCUGCCACCAGGAACCGGUGAUUGACAGUCUCCUCCAGAGGUGUCUGCCCAUGGACAGCAACACAGUGGAAGUGUGGAGGAGCCUAGGGAGAAGCGCUCUGGGAUACCCAAUCCUGGAGCGCUUAACUGAAAAGUUAAGGGCAGCCGGAGACAGCAGCCAGGGGAGCGAGUGCUGCGCUCGGGAGCUGGGCAGCAGCCAGGCUGCCCUGGAGCCUCACACGAUCAUCCGCGCCCUCUGUGAGAUGGUGUCAGUGCUGCAGAGCGAGGGGCUGGUCCAGCACCUGCUUCCUGACCUGCUUCCCAGCCUCCUGGGGCAGGUCAGUGAGACGCUGCGGGAGGAGAUGGAACCGUCCCUCAGGGAGCCCGAGAGCUCCGACACGUCAGGCAGGCUGUUUGUGGAGGUGCUGGAGCUGGUGCUCUCCAAGUGCCUGGAGGAGCGGUGGCUUCGGCUGCUCCGGGAGCAGGGAGCAUGGGCGUCCCUGGCCGAGCCCCAGGCUCACAGCGCUGGCGUGUGUCUUCUGGCGAGCGUGCUGCUCCGCGCGGAGCUUGUCCCACCGCGCCUGCUGCAGAACCUCUCCACCUGGCUGGACUCGUGCUCAGCAAACCUGCGGCUCACGGCCACAGCUUUCUUUGCUGAGGUGAGGCAGCGCUGA